AUGUCUUCAACGCGCAACCUCCAACGCACCACACGCUCCAUUGCGCGAUGGAGGCCCCUCCCCACGAUCAGCACUAGGCCAUGCCUCUCCUCAACGACAAGAACGACAGCUUCCCCCGCAGUCACCCCUCGAACCCUCGCCGCCGCCGCCGCCCUCCCCUCCAUACGCGCCUUCACCACCUCAAGACCCCGCCUCUCCGAUGACGACGAGUCCUUCGACCCCGCCUCCAUCGAACGAGAGUCUGACCAGGUCGACGUCUGCAUCAUUGGCGGCGGUCCUGCCGGUCUCAGUGCCGCCAUUCGCCUGAAGCAGCUCGCCAAUGAGGCAGGCAACGAGGACUUCCGCGUCCUCCUCCUCGAGAAGGCCGGCGAGAUCGGUGCGCACAUCCUCUCGGGCGCCGUCAUCCAGCCGACGUCCAUCGACGAGCUGCUGCCCGACUGGCUCUCCGAAGACAAUCCCGACCGCUUUGAGCACGCGACCCCCGCUGGCAAGGACCGCAUGCGCUACCUCACCAAGACGCUCAGCAUUCCCCUACCCACGCCCCCCCAGAUGAACAACCACGGCAACUACAUUGUGUCGUUGAACCAGUUCACGAAAUGGCUCGGCGAACGAGCCGAGGAGCUCGGUGUCGAGGUCUACCCCGGCUUUGCCGCCAGCGAGGUCCUCUACCACCCUGACGGCAGCGUCAAGGGUGUCGCGACCAACGAUCUCGGCAUCGCCCGCGACGGCAAGCCCAAGGACUCGUUCGAGCGCGGCAUGGAGUUCCACGCUCGCGUCACCCUCUUCGGUGAGGGCUGCCACGGCUCCCUGUCCAAGGCCGUCAUCAAAAAGUUUGACCUGCGCCGCGACAGCCAGCAUCAGACCUACGCCCUCGGCCUCAAGGAGGUCUGGGAGGUCUCCCCUGACAAGUUCAAGAAGGGCGAGAUUACACACAGCCUCGGCUAUCCCCUCGACAAAGACACGUACGGCGGCGGCUGGAUGUAUCACUUCGGCGACAAUCUCGUCAGCGUCGGCCUCGUCGUCGCCCUCGACUACCAGAACCCCUGGCUGUCCCCGUACAACGAGUUUCAAAAGUACAAGCAGCAUCCCCUCUAUCGUUCCGUCCUCGAGGGCGGCAAGUGCAUCUCCUACGGCGCGCGCGUCCUCAACGAGGGUGGCUUCCAGAGCAUUCCCAAGUGUGCCUUCCCCGGCGGCGCCCUCAUCGGCGACUCGGCCGGCUUCGUCAACCUGCCCAAGAUCAAGGGCACCCACAACGCCAUGAAGUCGGGCAUGCUCGCCGCCGAGGCCGCCUGGACCGCCCUCGCCGACGCGCCCCCCGCCGAGGAGGACGCGAGCGCCGUCUUCCUGUACGACUACGAAGACAAGCUGCGCGCCUCCCCCAUCUGGGCCGAGCUCAAGGAGGUCCGCAACUUCCGCCCCUCCUUCCACACCCCCCUCGGCCUCUACGGCGGCCUUGCCUACUGCGGCCUCGAGGCCUACCUCUUCAAGGGCCGCGUGCCCUGGACCCUGAAGCACGGCAGCCCCGACCACGCGUCCACCAAGGCGGCCGACGCCAGCAAGAAGAUCGAGUACGCCAAGCCCGACGGCGAGAUCUCCUUUGACAUUCUCACGAGCGUCAGUCGCACCGGCACCAACCACGAGGAGGACCAGCCCGUCCACCUGCAGGUCAAGGACUGGGAGAAGCACGCCGCCGAGACGUGGCCCAAGUUCAAGGGUGUCGAGAACAGGUUCUGCCCGGCGGGCGUCUACGAGUAUGUCGAGGACGACACCAAGGAGCUCGGCGUGCGGUUCCAGAUCAACUCGCAAAACUGCAUUCACUGCAAGACGUGCGACAUCAAGGCGCCGCACCAGGACAUCAACUGGCAGGUGCCGCAGGGUGGCGAGGGCCCCAAGUACUACAUGACGUAG
Verticillium alfalfae VaMs.102 is the source of this 1908-nucleotide messenger RNA. Its product is annotated as electron transfer flavoprotein-ubiquinone oxidoreductase. The transcript has 2 exons. Gene Ontology annotation, cellular component: mitochondrial inner membrane. Lineage: Eukaryota; Fungi; Ascomycota; Sordariomycetes; Glomerellales; Plectosphaerellaceae. Gene Ontology annotation, molecular function: electron-transferring-flavoprotein dehydrogenase activity; iron-sulfur cluster binding. Gene Ontology annotation, biological process: electron transport chain. The coding region runs from base 1 to 1908 and encodes 635 amino acids. The record is from RefSeq and is a predicted model, not a curated record.